This is a messenger RNA of Annulohypoxylon truncatum, 2158 nucleotides long. Its product is annotated as eukaryotic translation initiation factor 2 subunit gamma. NCBI's taxonomy places the organism in Eukaryota, Fungi, Ascomycota, Sordariomycetes, Xylariales, Hypoxylaceae. Gene Ontology annotation, biological process: positive regulation of translational fidelity; formation of translation preinitiation complex. The transcript has 3 exons. Gene Ontology annotation, molecular function: tRNA binding; GTPase activity; GTP binding. The record is from RefSeq and is a predicted model, not a curated record. Gene Ontology annotation, cellular component: cytosol; eukaryotic translation initiation factor 2 complex. Bases 189 to 1730 code for a protein of 513 amino acids.
GGAAGACUCAUACCGUACACAACUUCAGGUCAAAAAAAUCGCAAACUCGGCACUGAAACGUCAUUUUUUUUAUCGUAUCUUUCACGUUUACCUGACAUCUACCCAUCGUUAAACCCAGGACAAGAGAGAGGCGUACAAUCAAGAAAAACAAAGGGAACUAACUUAUUUUCAUAUUAAAUUCCAGCACAAUGUCCGCGCCUGACAAGUUCGGCAACGACAUCGAAUCCGAGUCGGAUUCCGGCAAUGAGUCUGUCAACGAAGGUCUCGAUGAUGGAGUUGAGGAAGUAGAUCAGAAGCCUCUCAAGUCAGCUAUGAAGAAAUCGCCCAUGGCUGCACUUCCUCCCGUUCAGCGACCUCCUCUUCCUCCCCAGACCGAUGCGAAAGACCUCGACCUCCCCUCGUUGACCCCGCUUACGCCCGAGAUUAUUGCCCGACAGGCAACCAUCAACAUUGGCACGAUCGGCCACGUCGCUCACGGAAAGUCUACCGUCGUGAAGGCCAUCUCCGGCGUACAGACGGUCCGUUUCAAGAACGAACUGAUCCGAAAUAUUACCAUCAAGCUGGGUUAUGCGAACGCCAAAAUCUACAAAUGUGACAAUCCCGAGUGUCCUAGACCUGGCUGCUACCGAAGCUACAAGAGUGAGAAGGAAGUUGACCCUCCGUGCGAACGCGAUGGAUGCAGUGGUACAUACAGAUUGUUGCGACACGUCUCUUUUGUGGAUUGCCCUGGUCACGAUAUUCUCAUGAGUACUAUGUUGUCUGGAGCCGCAGUCAUGGACGCUGCUCUCCUGCUCAUUGCUGGCAAUGAAUCCGUGCCUCAACCUCAGACCUCGGAACAUCUUGCGGCUAUCGAGAUUAUGAAGCUAGACAAGAUCAUCAUCCUCCAGAACAAGGUCGACCUGAUGCGGGAAGAAGCCGCCCAACAACAUUACCAGUCGAUUCUGAAAUUCGUCCGUGGAACUCCUGCCGCCAAGUCGCCAAUUAUCCCCAUCUCCGCCCAGCUGAAGUUCAACAUUGACGCUAUCAACGAGGCUAUCGUAAACACCAUCCCCGUACCCAUCAGAGAUUUCACCCAGGAACCGCACAUGAUGGUCAUCCGAUCUUUCGAUGUUAACAAGCCUGGUGCCGAGAUCGAGGAGCUAAAGGGUGGUGUUGCUGGUGGCAGUAUUCUACACGGUGUGCUGAAGCUUGGUGACGAGAUCGAGAUCCGACCAGGUAUUGUGACUCGAGAUGAUAAGGGUGCUCUCCAAUGCAAGCCCAUCUGCAGUCGCAUUGUGUCUCUAAACUCGGAAUUCAACGACCUGAAAUAUGCCGUCCCUGGUGGUCUUAUCGGUGUUGGUACGCGUAUCGAUCCUACCCUCUGCCGAGCUGAUCGUCUGGUUGGUUUCGUUCUCGGUCUCAAGGGUCGUCUCCCAGCUAUCUAUAGUGAGAUCGAAGUUAACUUCUACCUCUUGAAGCGACUUCUUGGUGUUCGUACAGCAGACGGCAAGCAAGCAAAGGUUGCCAAGUUGACCAAGAACGAGGUGCUAAUGGUGAACAUUGGUUCUACCUCGACUGGUGCUAAGGUUGCUGCUAUCAAGCAGGACGCCGCUAAGCUAUCCUUGACCAGCCCUGCUUGUACAAACUUGGGAGAGAAGAUCGCUCUAAGCCGAAGAAUCGAAAAGCACUGGCGUCUUAUCGGAUGGGCCACUAUCACAGCCGGUGUCACGUUAGAGCCAACCGAAUCGUGAGAAUCAGGCGUGGUAUAAGGCAUAUCGCGAAAAGUGUUUUACAAGCUACAGUUUUGAGGCUGUAGCUAGGAGCACAAAACAAAUAGGGUCCCCUGGGUACGGAGGUCUAUCGUCAGGAGCAUGGUCUUUAGGUACUUGGCAGGAUUGCAGACACCUUACCGGAAGCUCUUGAGAGUGGAGAGAAAAUCUCCGGGGAGGUUUGUGUAUCUGGGUGCUUGCAAUAGACAAAAUGGAAGAAUUAAUAAUGACUAUUCCAGUGGACCUCGACUUCUGAUCUUCGCCCAAGGAGAUUGGAGACCCUAGGAGAACUCGUCUGCAUAAUGAAACAGUCUAUGAACAAUGCCCCAGUUGUUGUGACUACAAAAAUAUCCAAUCACUUACGUUGUAGCCUUAAACCUCAGUAUAAUUAUAUUAUUGCUCCGAUCAAA